This is a messenger RNA of Drepanopeziza brunnea f. sp. 'multigermtubi' MB_m1, 2370 nucleotides long. RefSeq lists its product as uncharacterized. Lineage: Eukaryota; Fungi; Ascomycota; Leotiomycetes; Helotiales; Drepanopezizaceae. The record is from RefSeq and is a predicted model, not a curated record.
AUGGCGACCAGAUACACGCCCGAUGAGUUGAUGUUCCUGCGCGACUCUCCUCUAGUCUCGAGGCCCGCGAGCCUUCCGCCAUCAGAUCAAUGGAUGGGGCCAACCGCGGACGUUACUCAUCAGCCGAGACGCCCUGCUGCAGAGCGCCACGUCCCACGUAACUCUGCCAACCCCGAAGAUAUUAUUCUUGGGCCGCCCAAGACUGCCUUCAUGUCUGCUGGCUCAAUGCGAAAUGCGAGCAAACCCUCAGACCUACCGGAACGACCUUCUAUUCGAGAUGCAGACUCUAAUGACCGAUACAAUCUUCGAAAUAAGGGCAGAGAAGGCGAGGGAGAGCGAACUAGGGGGGAGAGAAACAGCAAUUUACGAUUGAAGCGUAUUGAAGGCGAUCGCGACCAGGACGGUGAAGGCUGGAGCACAGUCAAGCCGAGAAAGAGUUUUGGCACUGAGGGUGCUGAGAGAUUCAAUGGACGAAUGGGAGGGGUGGACAGACACAGAGAGGAUAGGAAAUACAGGGACCGGGAAGAUCGUGAGGUCAAGGAAAAGCCACGAGGUUUCGAUACAUUCUCGCGAGAUAUUGAGCAUGAUCAGGAGAGAGAGACCCGCCGAAGUGGGACUGGUCGUGGUCGAAACGAAUCCUGGUUUAAGGACAAGGAGCCUGCCGAUGCACCAACCACGCCGAGGGAUCGUAAUAGCAAUGGGGACCGGUUCAUUGACAGAAAUCGUGGAUGGAGAGAAAAGGAAAAUGGUGAUAGCAGAGGCGGCGAUCGUGUCGAGAGAAAUGAGAAAGGGAAUAAGGGAGAUAGAGGAGAGCGCCGCUGGGGGGAUCAACCACAGGAAAACACUCCCGAGUGGUCUUUGGAUGUGCCUGUUGAAGAAAAGCCCAAAACCAACCAGACCAAGACUGCAGAGGACUUUCAGAAGUGGAAGGAACAGAUGCAAGGAAAAGACAAGGUUGCUGUGACCACUCUGGAGGAAACCAAGCCCGAUGAGCCGCCGUCUCUUAUUCCAGAGAAGUCGAGGGUUGAAACUCCGUUGGAAAUGAACAAUGGACCUGAUAAAUUCUUUGGCUCAUGGAUUGGUGGUAAAGAAGGAACCACCCCGGAAGAGCCUAAGAUGGAGGCCACUCCGAAGGCCAAGACUAUGGGGAAAGCUUCUCGAUUCACCUCGUUCUUUACUCCUCAGGAGGAGCCACAGCGGCGAGUGACAGAGCCAGUCGCACCCCCGUCCUCGGCGCCCAUGCAGAGUGGACUUGCGGCAUUCUUCGGUGGCGGUCUUGGUGGAGGGCAGCCCAGUUCAAGUGACAACAAUUCCCAGUCUGCAGCAGCAGAAAAAGAAGCAUUCCAAAGCUUGCUUCAAAAGCUUCAGCACCAAACAUUGAGUAGUUCUGGGUCUACUCCGCCUCUUGAUGCUUCGAGACAACCAAAACCUACGCCACCGGAGAAGCAGCGGAGCAACCCAGUUCCUGGGCCAGAGAUUUACCAGCAGUAUCGCGCCGAACGUCCAGAAGAGGCUCGCCCAAGCGCCCGCAACCCUCAACAGUCUAUCCCACAAGAGAUAUUGAAUCAGCGCCAAAUCACUGGAAGCCAGCCGAUCAUCCGACCAGAACAGAUGUUGCAGGAACUUGUGGGUCAGCGCCACAGUGCCACGAGCCAACCUUCGAGACCCGACUUACCCCCAUCUCGCAACAACAAUGCCGAUUUUCUCAUGGGUCUCAUGCAGAGUGCCAGAGCAGCACCUGAUCCUCGGCCAACGGAGCAGACGCUUUUGAGAAUGGCACCUAGGACUGUCGACCGCAUGAUGCAGCAGCAAGUUAUCGAGCGCGAGCAGGAACUGCAACGAGAAGCAGCUCAGCGUGAACGAGCCUCGCAACGCCAAGUCCGACCUCCGCCUCCUCCUGGAUUUAUGUCUUUUGACGAGGCCACUGUUUACCGAGGUCUCCCGCAUCAUGAACGACAGCCAGGUAACCCACCUCAGCCAACUCAGAUUCUGCAGCGCCCCCCGCCUCCGGGACUCGAUAUGGGCUGGGACCGCCAACCUCAACUUCCACCUCAACAUCGCAUUGCCCAGAACAUUGCUCCUCCCCCGGGACUCGCCAACGGCCCAAGCAACGGACCCAACAGAGGAAUGCCCCUGCCCCAGAAUAUGUACCCACCGGGCUUCCCCAUGGGCGCCUUCCCCCCUCCCGACGUCAUGGCCGGUCCUCCUCGUAACAUGCAGAUGCAGCCCCCGCCAGGCUUCUUCAACCAGCCUCCACCAGGCUUCAUGCCACCCGGCAUGAGCGGCUUCCAAGGACCCGAAGGCAUGUCGUUUGGCUCGCCAUUCGACGGCCGCGGACCUCCCCACCAGGGUGCCUUCAGACGACAGUAG